Messenger RNA from Prunus mume (Japanese apricot), 1107 nucleotides. NCBI's taxonomy places the organism in Eukaryota, Viridiplantae, Streptophyta, Magnoliopsida, Rosales, Rosaceae. The record is from RefSeq and is a predicted model, not a curated record.
CUGUAUAAAUAAAGGAAGCAAGCAACCGCCAACGACAAUUCAACGCAUCGCCAACCCCUCAACACUUGAAAGGAAAGAAGCGGAAUUUCAAAAUCCUGCUUUUUCCACAAACCCAGCUUCAGGCACCAUGGAUGUGAGAGUUGGGGUCUUAGUUCUUUUUGUGCUGGGAGCUAGUUGGGCCGGUGAUGCUAGACAUCUGGCAAACCUAAAUUUACCAGUUACAAAGACAGCCCACCAUAUUCAAGAGGUGGAAACUCAAACUUUACAAGUUUCUGGGGAUGAAUUUGUUGGAAAUGAUAAUGUGUGCACAUUGUGUGAGGAGUUUGCUGCGCAGGCACUUGAUUACCUUGAUGAAAACAAGACCCAGACCGAGAUCAUUGAAGCCCUACAUCAGACCUGCUCUCAAUUGCGCUCUUUCAAGCAGCAGUGUAUUACUUUGGUGGACUAUUAUGCUCCUCUCUUCUUCUUAGAGGUCUACUCUCUACAACCUAGUGAGUUCUGCCGGAAGGUCAACCUCUGUCAGCAGGUUGCUUUAUUUUCUUCACAACUCCGAGAGGAUAGCUGUGGAUUAUGUCACCGUGCUGUUUCAGAAGUAUUGGUUAAGUUGAAAGAUCCUGAUACACAGCUGGAGAUCAUUGAGUUGCUUUUGAAGGCGUGCAAUUCGGUGGAGAACUAUGCCAAAAAGUGCAAGAGGAUUGUUUUCGAAUAUGGACCAUUAUUUCUUGCCAAUGCAGAGCAGUUCCUUGAAACAACAGACAUAUGCACUACACUUCAUGCCUGCAAUUCGAGCGUAGCUAGUACCGAGGAAGCAUCGCCAGUGACAGUUGUAACUGUUCUGUCUGACUCUUAGUCUCGGCAACAAAGAGAUACUGGAAUGAUGGAGGAAUGAUGUAUCCAUUCUGUCUUGACUGUCUGAAUCUUAGUCUUGGCAACAAAGAUACCCUGGAAUGGUGUGACUACCACUUCACUUUAUGUAUUUUUACACUCCUAGGUGCUUGCCUGUGCUAUUAUAUAUUUGUGACUGGACACAUGAUUGAACAUUUGUUGUAAAAUAUGUGCUAUAAAACUCAAAUGCUUUUAUGAAAAUGUUUGAUCCUGUAACUUCAA